This is a messenger RNA of Lachancea fermentati, 1158 nucleotides long. Lineage: Eukaryota; Fungi; Ascomycota; Saccharomycetes; Saccharomycetales; Saccharomycetaceae. The record is from the annotation of a GenBank genome assembly.
AUGCAGACCAAAACUUUUAUACACCAACUCCAUGGUAUACUGCAGCAGACGGAGUUGUGCCGGUGGAUUUGGUGGUCAGAGGAAGAAGAUGGGGUUUUCGUACUAAGGCCGUACGAUGGCGAGUUUUCUUCCAAAGUAUUGAAACGGUUUUUCAAACACGGAAAUGUGAGCAGUUUUGUUCGGCAACUUCAUAUGUAUGGCUUUCACAAGCUCAACGCACAAUCGCAGGUGCGACCUAGCAAAGAUGCGGUGGUGUGGGAGUUUUCACAUCCGUCCGGACGCUUCCGUAGCGAUAGUUCCAUGUCGGAGCUAAGUGGGAUACAACGCAAAAGCAGCGGUGUGGGUAAAGAUGGCAAACGCAAGAACGUGCUCUCGCCCGUGUGUGUGAACUAUGUCGAGACAGGGCCUCGAUUGGUCGCUACGGGAACUGGGCCGGUGCCGCACCAGCAGCAAGUGAUAAACGCACAAACUUCGUCACAGACGAGCGUGGAUCUGCCCGGUGGCGAUUCUAAUCGUGAUAGCCUUCAACCUCUCCCAAAGACUAUAUCACCGUUACCCAGUCUGCGAACUACUCUUGCAACACCUGUGGUUCCAGAGAAGGGGUUUCCGUCAUCUUCACCGGAUGCUUUACCGCAGCAGCUAUCAGUGGAGCCUGGAUGCUCCAAUCCUGCUACUGUUCCCUUGCUCCCUACUCCGGUUACGGGCGCUCCACAUCCCGCUUUGACUCCUCAGAGUUUUUCGAACCUGGAAUUACACCAUUUUAAUGCUAAUCUGAGCAUCCUCCAAAGAUGCAUGGUAGGGAUGCUUGAUCUCUUACAACAAAUUCCGAAUGCCUCAGCGACUGAUGCGAAUGGGAUGGUCUCCACACUACAAUCUCUCAAAAAUGAGAUCAUUAAUGUCGAUACUAGAUGGACUCACUUAAGAUACCCGAUUCUAUCCACACAUUCGAGUUUCAGCAGCAUAAAUUCUUCGGUUUCGCAUCAUCCUAGUGGUAAUGAUAGUAGAUUUCCAAGCCUCUCUUCUCAGAAAAAUUCGAUUUUUAGUAAUCCGCGCUUUAGCAACGUCAGUAAUGUACGCGGUUCUUCGAGCAGUGUCAGUGGAACGACAACGCAGUUUAGCGGCGCUUGGAACACUAUGGAUCCCAACAGGAAAAAAUGA